CUUUUUGCCCUUCCUUCCACUUUUUCUUUCUUCUUCUUCUUCUUCAAAGAAAGUUUUCAAUUUAGAAGGGUUCAUCUCCAUGCAGUAGGUAGUCCCUUGAAAGGAAAGAAAGAAAAACAUACCUUUUAUUAACUUCUUUGUUUCUUGUUCAGGGUUCAUCAUUCGUGUUGUAAUUUCGUUAGAUUAGACCUUCCAUGAUUCGUUCUCCCUCAGAACAAAAAGAAAACCGUAAUUUCAGGAGUAUAUUUCUUUAUUAAAUUCACAAAUCACAUCGAAAAGGGAAUAUAGGUCUCUUCUCUCUGACGUGAUGUUCAUUUAAAAACAAAAAAAAUCAGAGUGCCAGAAAUGAUGGAGUUUGUCGCAAUCUUCGUAUCUGUAUCCAGAUUGAGAUGAUAAAAAAAGUCUGCUUCUUCAUCAUCAUAAUUCGCAGUUAUGAAUUUAUCAAAACCCCCCAAGCACAUUAGAUUUCUUGAUUGCUAUUUGAAUUCCAAAGUUCGCAGAUGUCUUUUCUUGAUAUCCAUUGCUCUCAUCUUCAGAGCUCUUUUUCUUCUUACAACCCCUCUUGCCUUCAAACACAACACCACCUUUGAUUAUUGGCUCAGCACUUCCUCAUUUUCUUCUUCUUCUCGUCUGGUUCAUGACAAUUCGUCUGGUGGAGGAAUCAGAAGUGACAAAUUCUUAGAGGUUCCUCAAAUUGCAUGGGGACUAAACAAUCAAAAGAUAGCAGUGGCAAGAGCUUUCCUAACCGCCAGAAUGCUCAACAGAACUUUGUUACUUCCUAGCUUAAGUGCUUCUUUGUUCUACAAAGAAGUCAAUCUCUUGCAAUCAGUCACUUUCGAUAAGAUUUUCCAGUUUGACAAGUUUAAUUCUCUCUGCAAUGGCUUUGUCCAAUUGGGGCGCUUCUCUGACAUUUCGAACAAGACCGAUGUUUUCGAUCUCAACAAGGGCAGUGGAAGAAAAUGGACAAUGGAGAGGGAUUUAGAUCAACUGAGAAAGGUUAAGCAAGACCCUAGUAUUGAUGGGUACGAGGUUAUUCGGAUACUUGGGAAGAAUCCAUUCCUUUGGCAUGAUCAUUGGCCUGUCAGAGAUUACGCCAACGUCUUCGAGUGCUUAGUAUUAGUUGAUGAGAUAACCCAAGAAGCUGAGAGAGUUGUGUCUAAGAUUAGAGAGAUUGGAAGUCAAGUGAUUGAAAGCAAAACAGAUUCAUUGUCGCGAACGCAGCAGCCUUAUUAUGUAGCUGUGCACAUGAGAAUAGAGAAAGACUGGAUGAUUCACUGCAAGAAGCUUCAACAGAGGAACAAUGUCACUCAAAUUUGUAGCAGUAAAGAGGAGAUCAUGGAACGGGUAGGCAAUAUUGUCGGCAUAAAUCAACAACCUACCGUUGUUUAUCUAGCAGUGGCGGACGAUCUUCUUGAGGAUGGUUCUGUUUUGAGUGGUUGGAAAGAAGGUCUCCUUCCUUAUGAGAAGAAAAAGUUGGGUGUUUGGGAUAUCUACAAAAAGUAUCCGUAUCUCAUUCAAUCGGCAAUUGACUAUGAAGUUUGCUUGAGAGCUGAUGUCUUUGUUGGUAACAGCUAUUCCACAUUUUCAAGUCUAAUAGUUCUCGAACGAAGCCAGAAAUUGCUUAGAUUGGGUGCUGUUACAGAGGGAUCAUCAUGCACUACAAAUAGCAAUGAAUCAGGUGGCAGCGGCAUAAAAUGGCCUUCAUAUGCAUACAAUAUAUUGGGUGAAUCGGGUGGACCGAAAAAAUGGAUGACAAAUAUGUCUGACACAAGUCUUCAGGCGAUCAGUUAUGGUUCUAAUGAUGUCUCCUGCUAAACAAAUGAAUUUUGUAUAGAUACAUAAACACACAGUUACUUCUUCCAGUAAGUGUCCAACAAUUGAGUUGGUCAUUCAGGCACUUGGUGGUUGUACCUACCAAAAGGUUUGGGGGUUGGAUACAUCUUUUCUCCGAAGUGGUAUAUUAUUAUAUACAGAAACUAGCUAGUCCACCACUGGUAGAGCUGGAAGAAGCAUGAAAUGAGUUUAGGAAUACUCCAGUACUUGGUUGUGCAAGUGAACAUACAUUAAGGUUUUUCAUGAGAAUUAAUCAGGUACACAUGUACAUAGUUAUUCUUUUUCAGUUGUACUUCUUUUUAAUAUUGUGUAUUGUCAUGAAUUCAUGACAAUAUUAGAAUUAAAAGUUACAAUGAUUUUGUGUUUACAGUUUUUACUACAAAGUCAUUAAUGGAGUUUUAGAUUUUAUAUGAAGUACGACUCCCUUCUCUUGUGUUUUGCUCAUUGAAUCAAGCAGGGAAGAUAAGCUGUCUAAUAAGGAUGCAUGAUAUGAGUACCUUCUGUCCUGGGUGAAGUCGCAGUUUCGAUUUAACAUGAACUACACUCCAUUUUUUUUCUUCUUUUAAAUCUUUCUUAGUUAUAUUAAUUGUAAGACUUUGAUAUGAAACAGGCUGCAACAGUAUCUUACAGUGCACCACCUUUGAUUAUGUACAUCUAUUAACAA
Molecule: messenger RNA, 2497 nt
Organism: Papaver somniferum (opium poppy)
Lineage: Eukaryota; Viridiplantae; Streptophyta; Magnoliopsida; Ranunculales; Papaveraceae
Product: O-fucosyltransferase 23-like
Exons: 2
Coding region: 433-1815 (460 amino acids)
Biological process (GO): pollen-pistil interaction
Source: RefSeq, a predicted model, not a curated record